AUGUCCAUGUCCUCCCUUCGUUUCCAGCGGUUGCUGUCCAUAGUUGCUGCUACAUUCAUUGCCCUGGCGUGCGGAACCAAUUACGUGUAUUCAGCAUGGGCGCCUCAAUUUGCCGAGAGGCUGAAACUAUCAUCAACAGAGAGCAAUUUGAUUGGAACUGCGGGAAAUUUGGGGAUGUAUCUAAGCGGAAUUCCCGUGGGCCUUCUCAUUGAUUCGAAGGGACCGAGGCCUGGUGUUUUAAUCGGGAUGGUGUCACUUGGAGCGGGCUAUUUUCUCAUUCACCGAGCAUAUGUUGCCGGCCAAGGCUCAAUGGGAGUUCCAUUAAUGUGUUUCUUCAUGUUUCUCUCCGGCCUGGGAAGUUCUGCUGGAUUUUCCGGGGCCAUCAAGACAGCUACAUCCAACUUCCCAGAUCACCGUGGAACUGCAACCGCUUUUCCAUUAGCUGCUUUUGGAUUGAGUGCAUUUUUCUUUUCAACGAUUUCAGCAAUCGCCUUUCCAGAUAAUCCAGGCCAAUUUCUAUUGCUCUUGUCGAUUGGCACAUCAACUAUCUUGUUUGUGUGCUCCUUCUUUCUCCGGCUUAUACUGUCUUCUCCGUACACUCUCGCCACCAGGGAGGCAAGUCUCCUUAUCAGUUCGAGCCAACUCCAUAGAACAAAAUCCAGGGAGAGCCAUCACAAGGGUUCCUCUGAAUUAGGUAGGCUAAAUGAAGCCUCUAAUCCCACAACCACCCAAGGCACUGCAGCAGGAUCUGCUGCGGGGCCAUCAGAAUCCGCAGACCCAAACCUAGAGCCGGAUGAAACAUUCUCUUUGAUAGCUCGAUCCCUUUCCCCAAGAAAUUCCCAUGAUUCGUUCUGUGAUGAAGGCACAUCAGUCAAAUCCGGUCAUAGCUCACAUAAUACAGAUAUCCGUGGAUGGGCAAUGAUUUCCACUCUGGAAUUCUGGCAGCAGUUCAUACUUCUAGGGCUUUUCACCGGAACUGGAUUAAUGACAAUCAAUAAUAUUGGUAACAAUGCAAAUGCCCUAUGGAACCAUUACGACGAUAGUGCAAGUCCCGAAUUCAUCCAAUCACGACAGACGAUGCAUGUGUCUACCUUGUCAAUCCUCAGUUUUGUUGGACGCCUCUCGAGCGGUAUCGGAUCAGAUCUACUUGUUAAAAAACUACACAUGUCGCGUUACUGGUGUCUGUUCGUAUCAGCAGUUAUUUUCUGCGCCGCACAACUCGCCGGAUUCACGAUAUCAAAUCCUCACUACCUGAUCACCGUUUCAGGCUUGACCGGGCUUGCUUACGGCUUCCUGUUUGGCUUGUUCCCAUCCCUGGUUUCCCACACCUUUGGUGUUGGAGGCAUAUCACAGAACUGGGGAGUGAUGUGCCUUGCGCCUGUCGUAUGUGGAAACGUUUUCAACAUUUUGUACGGCAGAAUAUAUGAUUCUCACUCCAUCGUGUUGCCGAAUGGUGAUCGCGAUUGCAGGGAAGGACUGAAAUGCUACAGAACCUCCUACAUAAUUACAUUCUAUGCUGGACUUGCAGGGGUCGUUAUGACCCUCUGGACUAUUUGGCAUGAGAGGCGAACCAUUGGUCGUUUGACGGGGAAGGAAUUCCAUGAACGAAUUGCUUAA
This is a messenger RNA of Paracoccidioides lutzii Pb01, 1617 nucleotides long. RefSeq lists its product as hypothetical. Gene Ontology annotation, molecular function: transmembrane transporter activity. Gene Ontology annotation, cellular component: membrane. Gene Ontology annotation, biological process: transmembrane transport. The record is from RefSeq and is a predicted model, not a curated record. Bases 1 to 1617 code for a protein of 538 amino acids. The transcript is spliced from 8 exons.